This is a messenger RNA of Actinia tenebrosa (Australian red waratah sea anemone), 3260 nucleotides long. RefSeq lists its product as uncharacterized. NCBI's taxonomy places the organism in Eukaryota, Metazoa, Cnidaria, Anthozoa, Actiniaria, Actiniidae. The record is from RefSeq and is a predicted model, not a curated record.
UUCGUCAAAAAUCGCUAAGGCGAUACACGCGUUGACUAUUCAUUUGCAAUUAUAUUAGCUGGAUCGCUAAGAACAUGGCGGCUACAGGAGGUUAACCAACAGAUGAAGUCAAAAACAGACCUAAUUCGUAUCCUAACGAUGGGAGAUUGUGAAGAAACAGAAACGAAUGAAGAGCUGCUACUCGACGAAGGUUCUGAGUUGGACGAAAAACAACAUUACAACUGUCACUAUGAUCUAGAAAAUGAGUUCAAUGGAGACGAUGAUUAUGACGAGGAGGAUGAUGAGGAACAGGAUUUAUACGUGUUGCUUGCUCAAAAAGAGAAAGAUCUUUUACUGGCUGCAGAAUUGGGAAAAGCACUUUUGGAAAAAAAUGAAGAAUUGUCUCAAAAAUACGAGCGACUACAAGAGGAAUAUUCUCAACAAGCAGAGGAAUUAGAACAAGAAAAAUACGAAUUGAGGUUAAGAAUAGAAAGAAUGAGCGGUGCUCAUGAGUCGAGAGUACAAGAACUUCAAGCCGACAUACAAUCCUUACGUCAAGAAUUACAUUCUCAUAAAUCCGCCUCGCUAACGGACUCAGCCCAUAAAAGAAAAACCUUUGCAGGAUUAACCGAAGAAAAUGAGAAAUUGCACUCAGAAUUAUACCAGCUGAGAACCAAGAAUGAAACGCUAUCGGAAGAACUCAACAAUCUCAAGAGGCAACAGUUAUCAAGAACUUUUAGCAUUGAUGACGUCCAUAAUCAGCAAAUUGAGAUAGAAGAGCUCUAUGAAAAGAUUUCUAGUCAAGAGGAAGAAAAAAACUCUUUAAGACAAAAUAUAGAAGAGUUGGAAAGUACGAAAGAUUUUUUAGCGAAAGAUAACGAGGAAUUACGAGGAAAAGAACAAGAUCUUAAGAAAAACUAUGAAGAUAUCAAAACUCAGCUCGAAGACGUUAAAGACAAGCUUAAUGAAAGCAAAACUAACAACCUGCACCUCCAAGAUCAAUUGGAUGAAAUGAAAAUUCAGGCUUCAUUAGACCAGGCUUCGCGGGGUUCCUUAUUCUCCGAGCUGUCUGAUAUGUCUGUUUCUYUGUUGGAUAACGAUGAUUUAUGCGUGAAAUCUGAACGAAAAACSAAAGAGAGCACCCAACGCCGCCUGCCAGUUCUUAGCGUCAACGGCAGUCCCCGUCCACUUGCUGCCUCGUCGUCAAACAAAAGACCUCGCCAGUACUUUAGCGUCGAUUCAGAUGAAGAAGAUAGCGAUGAUUCUGAUCUAGAGUACGAUGAGAAUGAAUGUGAGGUGGAUGGUCCAGUCACACUCAGGAAUACUGAUUUCUAUGCACAGCUGGAGAAAGAACAGAACACUAAUGCUGAGUUGAAAAAGGAAAUCAUUGACGCCCACAAUGAGCUCCAACUAUACUACGACAGACUACGACGCCAUCACGAUAAACCCACGGCAAAAGUCGAGCCUUUGGAUCCGAACAGAGAUUACCAAUCGGGAUGUCUGACGUCAUUCGUGCAAAACUUCAAAGCUGUCCUCGAUGAGAUUAUUCAUUCACAUAAAGCAACCGUUAUGAGAAAAAACUCGGGUUAUGCCGGCUCAAUGGUGGGCAGUGUGCACGAAAACCUCAAAGAACAAAUUAGCAAUCUCAAAGAAAGCCUCUACGAAACCAACAAAGAUAUGGAACAUCUAAGAGAAAAUGUCGCCACAGCAAACAAAAGAAUCAACCAAAAAGAAGCCAAAAUCAUCGAACUACAAGAUAAGCUCCACGAUCGUGCAGACGAAAUCAAACAUUUGAAUGAAGAAAGAAGGCGACUAGUGUUGAAGGAAUGCGAUCCUAAUUUAGUUUUUGACGCUGUUUAUCAACAAGCUAUUCAAGACAAAGAAGAGGCGCUGAGAAGGGAAUCUGAGACCUCCAUGGAACUUGAAAAGAGUAAGAGAGAGGUUGAAAGAUUGGACAAGCAGCUCAUGGAAGCGAUCCAGCAAAAAAUUGAAUUAUCUAAGCAACUCGAGGAGUGGCAGUACGAUGUGGCUUCAUUAAUAGACGAGCAAGUACAAAAACAAAUGCGCACAGUAGCAAGCGAAGGAGAAGAAACCAGAACUCGAAGAAAACUAUUUUCAAAAGGUUGGAAUUGGUCGACGUCUAGUCCUAAAAAACAAGCUUUCUUCAGCUAACUAAAAUGAAUAUCUGAGAGAGUAGUUAUACUUAAUCUGUAGAAAACGACGCCUAGGGAGAAGGGAUUUUCGUACAUACACAAACCGACGUACUUAUCAUGGGAAUGAUUAGGAAAACUGUGAAAGGAUUAAUGGGAAAUGAAAUGGGAACUGAGAAAUGAGAAAUGAGAAUGAAAAUUGGAAAUGAAAUAGGAAGUGAAAUGUGGAUCAUAGUUUGGAAGGCAUAGGAAAUGAAAUUUGGACGAGAAUUUGUACUUAGUGGAAAGGGAAAGAGCGGAUGGUUGAAAACCAAAAUGUGGAAGAGAGGGAAUUGUUUGGAUGAGUAGGUGUUUCGUGUAAAGUCUAUACAGGCUAAGUAUAACUGCGGGGAAAAUUUWAAACUUAUUGCAAAAUUUAAUGUAUAAAAUGUAAAUGUAAAGAUUUUCAGAGUGUAAAGGUAUAUUUUACAUUCAAAAUCCCCGUCUGGGUAAUUUUAAGCCUAUAAAUGUUUUUAAGCAUGGGCAUCCGCUUAUAAUUUUUCAAAUGCAAGGUAAAGAGAUGUGGGGUUCCUGGUGUAGAUGGGUUACACUGAGCCUCGACGUAAAACCGAGGCUUGAUGUCAUGCGUUAGUCUCAAGGGGACACACCUAUUUCAUAUUCACGUGACCCAGACGAAUCGAAGUUCAAAACAGUUGGGUUUAAUUCUGUCUUUCACCAAUCAAAGUAACUACGAAAGAAUACAGURCAUACCAUAUUUCCGUGAAAGGUUAACUAACACAGUUGUACAAAUUAGUGCAAAGCUUUGUAAGUCUACGGUCUACUGAGGUCUACUGAACAUGGUACUAAUUUGUGCAAAGUUUUGCAAUUUCUUACAACGUUUUUUACGGAUAUAUGGUAUGCACUCUAGCUGCCAUGAUUGACCGUCYGACCGAAGCCAAAAAUCCAUUCAGAAACGUAAGGAAGUUGUAUUUUGGGUUUGGUUGUGUCUCGACCACGCGACAGCCUGGCUGACCUUGAAUAUGGUUUGGACCCGGUAGCAUUUCACUUGAUUUUCAUUCGAUAAACUAAACAUGCGUGUCUAACAGACUGUAAAAAUCGUCAAACGAUCAAUAAAAUUAGAGAAAAACUUUA